AUUUUGUUGUAUAUUUAAAUUUAAUAUUAAUAUUGUCAUGGCUACAAGAUCCAAGAAAUCGAAGGCCAAAUCAGAAGCUCAUGUUUCAUCUGAAACAUCGUGUAAACGAAUUGAGAGUUCAUGGAUUUUGCUAUUAAAAAAAUCUGUUCGAGACAACGAUAAUUUUACUAUUGUGACAUUGCCACACCCAGGGACUGGCAAUCCAGCUAAAUUCUGUUUAGACAAAGAGAACAGCAAGAUAUAUGAAGCGGUCACAUUCAGUGAACCCUACCGUUCUUGGUUGAUCGGAGAAACAGUAAAAUCAGAUGGAAGUUUCAUAAUGAUGACACCCAUCAAUCCAUUAUUUCUAGUGCUACCCCGAUUGAAGGAACAGUGUAGUACCAGGGCUGUGCCCUUAGAAGAUCUAUUAUCAGAAAAAGGAUAUGAUAGGAUAACUCAUUUUAUUCCAAGCUUAGAUAUGAUUGGUGAUUUAAAGGGGCCGCCAGACAUGAAAGCAUAUAAAUACAAUGAGGAAAAGACUCUUAAUUGGCUCGAAACAAGAGUACGUAAACUAAGCAAUGUUUUGAGGGAAAAAAACAUUCAUGUCACUUCUGGAGCUGUGUCUGCUACAUUUGUGGCCAGUAAUCUAUCUAAUAAUAAAGUAGAUGAAGAAUUUUAUUUACGAUAUGCCCUUGGAAUAGUGUCUGAAUAUCUUCAAGACGAUCUUGUUGAACUACUUGAGAAGCAGUUUGAUUUUAAACCUGAUCUAAUUGAAGUUGUUGGAAACAAGCGAAAAUCGGAUGCAUCCGAUUUAAAUGUCCAUAAAAAACUCAAAUGUCAACAUGAAAAAAGUGAGGACAUAGAAAAUGCACUAAAUAAUUCUAACUCCACUGAAACCAAGAAACAAAAAACAUUGACAGCCAAAGAAAAGGCGCGGCAAAAAGCUGCCAGUGGAACGAAAACAAUAUCAUCCUUUUUUACAAAUAAAAUAGCCUAAUAAAUGUUUUUAUUUA
Amyelois transitella is the source of this 992-nucleotide messenger RNA. RefSeq names its product ribonuclease H2 subunit B. Gene Ontology annotation, biological process: ribonucleotide metabolic process; RNA catabolic process. The coding region runs from base 38 to 976 and encodes 312 amino acids. The record is from RefSeq and is a predicted model, not a curated record. Gene Ontology annotation, cellular component: ribonuclease H2 complex; nucleoplasm. NCBI's taxonomy places the organism in Eukaryota, Metazoa, Arthropoda, Insecta, Lepidoptera, Pyralidae. The transcript has 5 exons.